AUGCCCACACUAUCCCCCGAACUAGCUACCUCCAUCGCCGACUCUGUCGCGCAAGGAUUCAAAGACCAACUCGCCUACACCCAACAACUAGUCCGCACCGGCGGCCAACGAGGCGAAGAACACGCCGUCCAAAAAAUAGUCUACGACAACUUCCACUCACGAGGCUACAAAACAACCCAACUAGAAAUGCAACAGCAACUCCUAUCCCAACACGAAGGCUCCGGCAAAUUCAGCGCCGAGCACUCCCAAGCCCCAAACGUGAUAGGCAUACACGAACCCAAAGCGCAAGCACAAGGUAAAAGCCUAAUUCUCAACGCGCACAUCGACAUAGUCCCCACAGGACCAGUGGAUCUCUGGACGCGCAACCCCUACAGCGGUGAUAUCGAAGGUGAUCGACUCUACGGCCGAGGCGGGGCAGAUAUGCGAGCUGGCAGUGCAGCGAAUCUGUAUGCAUUGGAUGCACUGAGACGAUUAGGACUGCAGCCUGCAUCACGGGUGAUUUUGGAAUCAGUCGUUGAGGAGGAGUCGACUGGGAAUGGGACGCUGAUGACGCAUUUGGCGGGGUAUAGGGCUGAUGCGGUGAUUAUCCCCGAGCCUAUGGAUGAGAAGCUUGUGCGGGCCAAUACGGGGGUAUUGUGGUUUCAGGUUGAGGUGAAGGGGAUUCCAGUUCAUGUUAGGGAUAUGUCUACAGGGACGAAUGCGAUUGAUGCCUGUUGGAGGGUUGUGGGGGGAUUGAGGGAGUUGGAGAAGGAGUGGAAUGGGAAGAAGAUUGGGAAUAUUUAUUUUGAGAAUGAGGGGCAUCCAUUGAAUUUGAAUGUCGCCAAGAUCAAUGCUGGGGAUUGGGCUUCGUCGGUUCCAUCCUGGUGUCGGAUUGAUUGUCGGAUUGCUAUUUUCCCUGGUGUUAGUGCGAAGUCGGCGGCGGAGGAGAUCGAGGCUAAGGUGAAUGAAGUUGCUUGCAAUGAUGCGUUCUUGAGCCAGAAUAUGCCUACGGUGACUUGGAAUGGGUUCUUCUCGGAGGGAUACAUUCUUGAACCGGGAAGUGAGGCUGAGAAGACUUUGCAGUGGGCUCAUCAGCAAGCUACUGGAAAGGAGCUGCAGUCUUUCACUACUGCCGCUUAUCUUGACACUCGCGUUCAUUCCUUGUACGGCAAGAUUCCUGCACUGUGCUACGGGCCGAUCAGCAGUAACAUUCACGGGUUUGAUGAGUGGGUGAGCAUCAGCAGUCUGCAGCGGGUGACGACUGCUAUUGCAUUGUACAUAGCCGAGUGGUGUGGAGUGGAAGCUGUGUAG
Molecule: messenger RNA, 1290 nt
Organism: Penicillium salamii
Lineage: Eukaryota; Fungi; Ascomycota; Eurotiomycetes; Eurotiales; Aspergillaceae
Source: the annotation of a GenBank genome assembly